GUCAUUCUGUCGAGCUCCAUCCUCGUGGAGGAGGAACUUGUGGGGCUCAGUCGAAACAAUUACGUGACGAAGCCUUUGUCGAUGACAAUUUCCACGAAGUUGUCAAGGACGAACAGCGCACCUUGAAUUGUGACUUUCGCAUUUAUUGUUGUUCAGAGAAGCUCGAAUGGUCGCAACGACAAGAGAAGUGGGUGCUUUGCCCCUUUGUCGGUCAUGUUGUCGUCGAAAGCAGUAUCUUGCCACCACUGCCUGUAGGCACUGCUGCUCAAAACUUUCCAGAUCCCUUUCACGUUCAACAUCUACUUUCACUUUCUACAAAUACCUAGUACAUGCGGCAAAGCGGGGCCAAAUUCAUUUGCCUAUGAUUUGCGCUAGUGCGCGUGCUAUUGUGCCUCUGUUGUCACCUUGUUUUCGACUCGGCUUCCCCUACUUGCCUUCAACCACUCUGUCUUCGGAGUUUUCCACCAUUAUAGCACAUCCUACCGUUAUGGCUCCAGCAGUUUGCGCAUUGCGGCGUAAGCGUGUCUGCGAGGAAGACGAGACCGACGCUGGCCACAACAAGCGCGCACGUACUACCAAUUCUUCUGUGCACCAUGAUGGUACUAUGACUUUCUGCCAUCAGCAAGUCGGUAUCCAUCCCAAAUGGCAACUUGCUGAGGCACCUGACAGCGCAUAUGUGCCCGCCAACUCACCAUCAAAGCCUGAAUGGGUCAGCCCUCACACUACCAGAACAGAUCGUGCGAUAGGCUCAACGAUCGAACAAGACAUUUUCGAGGAUUUUUACAAACGUAUGCAGCGCGAUCUCAGCGAGAACCCAUCUUCAAUUAUUCCAGGAAUCCCACAAAACUAUAUCUACAGUGUGCAGUCAGCCCCACUCUAUGCCCCAAGCAAUAUCUGGAAGCUGCGACAUCUGAAGCCGCUACAACGCCAACAAAACUACCUCCAGUUGCGAGGUCUUUGCGACAAACUCAACCUCCUAUCACCCGACGACCAACUGUCUCGGAAUAUUGUCGCCUCAAUGAUGACUAAGUCAGCUCUACUGCAACAGGCCGAGUUGAACUUCUAUCGGAUCUACAUGAAACGAAUGUUCAUCAUGGACGGAGAAUACGACAAGAAGAAGUGUUAUCUUCCAUGGAACGUUAUCACGAAGCACCAAAGCUUUGACACUUGCAUCAAUGAAGACGGUCAGGCACAGAUUGUUCGCAACGCACCUGGCCCUUCAUCGACAUGCGUCAGCCCAGUCGUUGAGUGUGACCACAGUGAGGAUCCUGAAGAAGUCGACGUGGACAAAGUCCUGGCCUCUUGUAGCCGGGAUGUUAUUUCGACGGAUGGCAAUCUCUACGAGCAGAACAAGACUGAUAUUGAAGCGGACUGGGCAGCCAAACCUUUGACACGCAAGAAGGCGGCAUUAUGGGAGAAGUUCGCUUACUGGAAAGAAAGGCAUCCACUAGCAAGCCAAAGCUUGGAGUCUGUUCACGCCAAGCCAGCGUUCGAAGCGCAACGGCAGCCACAAGUCGCGACACUUUCAACUAUGAGCAGGGUCACGCCAAUUGUUGAUCCCACUGCCGCAUCUGGACAGCAAGACGGAGAAGACGCAAAUGAUCCUUCUACCUGGCACAAAUACCCGGGUCAGGAGAAUCGUUAUCGUUGCGGUCACCGAAGCUACAGCUGCAUCGAAGGCAGCUGCGAGAAUGGAUCACAUUUUUGUUGCAGGAACGGGCUUUCCUUGAGUGCUAAGAAAGCCUCUUUCAAGCGAGCCGAGAGGCAAAAUCGGACGAAGGAACAGAGAGGGAUCGCCAGUGAUGGAGGACCAGCGGCGAAGGGCAUAAGGAAAGACCAGCUCAGACAGGUCUUCAAAGAUGCGAAGCAAGAGGCGAAAUGGAAGAAUAGCAGCACUAUCUCAGGCAGAAAAUCGACGACUGCUUUUGCAAUUGCACAGCAGGAGCCGCUGAACAGUCCUGUUGCUCCGCAGCCGGCCGCUAGACAGGUCGCAUUGUUACAAUCCUUACCAACGCCAUUGCCGCAACAGCAAGCAGCAGCAAACGCUUACAAGCGAGCAGCUCCUAUCGAGCCCACUAUCAGGCCACUUUCCCAAGCCAUGCGGCGCUAUCGCCGUGAAGCCGAACAUCGAGAGCGCCAGCACUCAGUCGGCCUCCAGAACUGGCCACGAUUCAAGAAAUGGUGGGAUGCGCAGUGCCGUCAAGAUCAGGGCCAUCACCUGACGCCGGAAGAGAAGCAGAUCCUCCAGCGGUCAGAGCCUUCGACUGAGCGGCGCACAAUGCCUACGCCACAGCCUGUGUCAGCCUGUGCCUGCGGCGAAGAAACAGCGGGCGCUGUAUAUGAAACACCAGUCAGUGAUGAUGAUUAUUGCUCACUGUUCGGCGACAAAGAAGAAACUUCCACAGAGCAGCAAGCGCAGCAGAGCGCAGGAAGGAGCCUUGCGACCGAGGAGGAGCUCUUAGAAUUUUUCGACGACGACGAGCUCUAAGCCAUUCAGAUUUGGAAUGGUGUUGAUGUUCGUUUUGAUCGCUCUCAUAAGCCACGUAGGAUAGCUUCAAAUGUUGAAAUAUGCUUUGGAUUCUUAGUAGCUCGAUCGCGCAUAUAUUUAUCC
Didymella exigua CBS 183.55 is the source of this 2611-nucleotide messenger RNA. RefSeq lists its product as uncharacterized. Bases 167 to 2488 code for a protein of 773 amino acids. The record is from RefSeq and is a predicted model, not a curated record. The transcript is spliced from 4 exons. Lineage: Eukaryota; Fungi; Ascomycota; Dothideomycetes; Pleosporales; Didymellaceae.